AUGGAAUUCUUGAAGGCAGAAGAUAGUCAACAAGCAGCUGCAGAUAAAAAUGAUAUUUUAGAUCGAGAAACGAGAUUGAACCCCAAAUUUUCACACCGUUUUGUUGGUAAACGAUUCUCCUCGGAUGACGAUAUCGAACUUGCGAGAAGAUUGAGCGCCAAAUUUCAGCAUCGAUUUGUGGGGAAAAGACUUGCAGAUGAAGAUUCCGAAGAACUGGUCGAUCCCGAGGAUAAAAGAGCACCAAGUUUUACACACAGAUUCGUUGGCAAACGCUACAACCCUAAAUUUCAACAUCGAUUUGUCGGUAAAAGAUUAGCUGAUGAUGCAUCAGAUCUGCUUGAGUCAUUGGAACAGCUUGAAGAUGGUGAUGACGUAGACAAGCGAGCCAAUCCACGAUUCUCACACAGAUUUGUUGGGAAAAGACUCUCUAAUUACAUCAGUCGUAGAUACAGUCCACGAUUUACUCACAGAUUCGUCGGUAAAAGAUUAUCAGAGGCACUUCAACUCCGUCUCAGUCCGCGAUUCGGAUACAGAUUCGUUGGUAAAAGAUAUAAUCCUAAAUUCAACCAUCGCUUUGUUGGGAAAAGAAGUGAAAUGAACGACAACAUGGCUGACGAGAGCGGCAGUGACCCUGAAUUAUACUCAAUUCAAGGACUUGACAACCAAGUGUUAUAG
Molecule: messenger RNA, 675 nt
Organism: Lottia gigantea (owl limpet)
Lineage: Eukaryota; Metazoa; Mollusca; Gastropoda; Lottiidae
Exons: 2
Coding region: 1-675 (224 amino acids)
Source: RefSeq, a predicted model, not a curated record